UUUUUUUUUUUUUGUUUGUUUUCAUUAGAACUUGAAAAUCUUGAAGAACUUCAGUCACGUCGAAUAACACGUAUAAUAACAAAUGAUUUUCCACGUUUUUUUGCAUUAAUAACACGUUUACGUCAAGAAACACAUUUUAUUGAUGAACAAGGUGGUUUAUUAACAUCAACAAUAAUACCUAAAGUUCAAGCACUUAUACCUGAAAAAGCAUUACAAAAACGUAUUCGUAUAUCACUUCAUGUUUUACCAAUAUCAUCUCAACUUCUUCAACGUUCAUAUGGUACACGUGUUAAUGUAAGUCCUAUUAUAACAGUUGAACCACGUCGAAGAAAAUUUCAUAAACCAAUUACAUUAACAAUACCAUUACCAACAAAAUCUUUAUCAACAACAAAACAAGGUCAUCAACGUGAAUCUGAUAAACAUGGAAAUGCAUAUACAAGUGAUUCUCAAACACUUCGUUUAUUAUGUAGUAUUACUGGUGGUACACAUCCAGCACAAUUUGAUGAUAUUACAGGACAUACACCAUUAACAUUUUCAAAUGAUUGUGCUACAUUUACAACAACUGUUUCAGCUAGAUUCUGGUUAGUCGAUGCUCAAGGUGUACCAGAUGUAUUAAAAUUAGCUCAUGAAAUUUAUCGUGAAGCAACAUCAGUACCAUAUAUGUCACGUUUUGUUGUAUUUGCUAAACGAAAUGAUCCAAAUGAAUCACUUGUUCGUGUAUUUUGUAUAACAGAUGAUAAAGAAAAUAAAACACUUGAAAUGCAAGAACAUUUUGUUGAAAUAGCUAAAUCAAAAGAAGUUGAAGUUAUUAAUGGUAAUACAAUUUAUUUGGAUUUACAAUCAAAUAAUUUACAACCAAUUAUUAAAACAAAUGAACAAUUAACAUUUGUAUUUCGAGCAUUUAGAGAAAAUCGUUUACCAUGUAUUGUUCGUAUACGUGAUCAACAACAAGAACCAGUUGGACGUUUAAUAUUUUCAAAAGAUAAUGGAAAAUUAACACCUUUACAACGAACAAUAUCAAAUACAAUGACAAAUGGACAUAUACCAUCAAAUACAAUGGUUGAUCCACAAUUAUUACAACCAAUUUGUAAUUUAAAUAUUGUUUUACCAUCAUAUGAUAAAGAUUUAAUCGAGAAUGAAGAACGUGCUCGAGCUCUUCGUUCAGCUGAGCGAGAUUCUCGUUUAGACAGCUGGAGAUCCGAUGAUAUGUAUCGAAAAGGUGAAAUUCGUUUAACGGAUAUAGCACGAUCAUUAGGCACUGAUUGGCCAGCACUUGCUGCUGAACUUGAAUUAACUGAAGAAGAAGUUACCAAAUUAAUGGAUGAAUUUGGAGAAAAUGCUGCUCUACAUAUGUUACGAUAUUGGCUUAAAUCACGUGGUACUGACGCAACAGGUAACUGUCUUCAACAAGCCUUACGUAAAAUUGGCAAAGAAAAUAUUGUUCAGAAUUGUGUAUUUAAUAUUGAAUGGGUUACAGAUGCAGCUGAAAAAGAAGUAGCUAAAGCACGUUUAACUAGUCGUGGUGGAAGUGUGGAAGGAAUACCGGUUGGUGGACGUCGUUUAGAUGAAGGUUUUGAAAGUGAUGAUGAAUAUGAACGUCGUCGUCAUGGAAGAUCUAAUAUCAUAAUUAAUGAUACAAAUCAAAUAUAUACAAUAAUAAAAACUAUAACAUUUGAAGAAUCAAUUGAAGAUGAAUUAGGAGAAAAAAAACAAGAAAAAAUUUCAUCACAACAAAGUCUAAGUCCACAAUUUAAACAAUUAGAACCACUUAAAAUGAUUAAACGAGAUUUAUCUAAAGAUUUUCUUCCAUCAUCAUCAUCAACAUCAAGUGCUGAUACAAUAAUAAAUGCAAAAAUUCAUGAAAAACGAUUAGGUGAACGUGAUGGUCCUUUACAUUAUGUUGAUUCAAGUAAAGUACCAACACCAGGAUCACGUUAUGGUGGUUAUUAUUCAAUAUAUCAUCCACAGAAUUAUUCAGGUUCAAUAACACCAUUAAGUUGUUAUGCACAUCCAUUUGAAAUGAUACAUAUUGAAAGUUUAAGAGAAAAAUUAAAUAGAUUAACACGUGAUAAAGUUGAUCAUGAUGAUUCAUUAGGAAAACAACGAAGUAUAGAUCAUAGUGAAGGACGAAAAACACCAACGGGUAAGAAUAUAAUUAUCAUUAUUGAAUAA
This is a messenger RNA of Rotaria sordida, 2172 nucleotides long. The record is from the annotation of a GenBank genome assembly. Lineage: Eukaryota; Metazoa; Rotifera; Eurotatoria; Philodinida; Philodinidae.